Molecule: messenger RNA, 3589 nt
Organism: Brienomyrus brachyistius
Lineage: Eukaryota; Metazoa; Chordata; Actinopteri; Osteoglossiformes; Mormyridae
Gene: bard1
Product: BRCA1 associated RING domain 1
Exons: 11
Coding region: 545-2818 (757 amino acids)
Molecular function (GO): protein binding
Source: RefSeq, a predicted model, not a curated record
GUCGGCCCUCCCCACAACAGCACUGAAGGAUGUUAAUUUCGCAUGGAGCCGAGUGGGGGGUUCGAACCCACGUCUCAGCCAUCGGAGGCAGCGUCGCUAUCCACUACGCUAAAUCCCACCCCCACCCACACCGCUAAAUAUACACAUACAUACCUGCACACAACGUCCCGUCAUUAACAUACGUGUUGGUAGUUACUCAAUAAGUAGAACCGAGCUAAAAUACGCUCAUCGACACAAGCUAAGAAAUGCUAACAUGUGCUAUGGCCGACUAAUAUCCGUCAAGCUAAGAAAUGCUAACAUAUGCUAAGGGCGGCUAAUGUCCGCCAAGCUAAGAAAUGCUAACAUAUGCUAUGGCCGGCUAAUGCCCGUCAAGCUAAGAAAUGCUAACAUAUGCUAAGGGUGGAUCAUGUCCGCCAAGCUAAGAAAUGCUAACAUAUGCUAUGGUCGGCUAAUGUCGGACAGGCUCCUCCUCCGACUCGCACUGGCGGGAGAUGUGAAGCACAGUGAGGAGUAAAUACAGACAAAGCAAGCACAAUAACGGAGUAUGGAAAGCGAUCCUGGUUCUGGGCCCUGGGGCCGAACCCGCCUGGCAGUGGCGAGUUUCAGGCAACUCCUGUUGUGUGCGAAAUGUUCCCAACUGAUGAAAGAGCCGGUGUACCUGGGUACGUGUGAGCACAUGUUCUGCAGGAUGUGUGCGGGUCCCAGUGCCGGUGCUGGCUGCCUUGUAUGCCAGAGUCCUGCCUGGGUGAAGGAUCUCCAGAUCAACCGGCAGCUCAGCAACAUUACGCAGCUCUUCUGCCAGCUGGAGGCGCUGUUGAGCCCUGCUGAAGUCAAUGCCUCCCCGUCCGAAGAAUCAUCCCUGCAUCCCGUACAGCCUGCUGCUGUCAAGGCUGCAAAACGCUUUAAAAUCUGGUUCAGCCCGCGGAGUCGCAAAGUACGAUGCCGGGUAGAUAAACGGGUGAAGUUGGUGCCACAAGACCCCAGGAAAGGGGGAAUGGCAGAGAAAUGUGGGAGCUCUACCAGGCCCAGAGAUCACUCUGUCUUUAGUUUCAGUUCCUCCUCCCAGGACUCUGUCUCAUCCUACCCAUGUGGAGGCAACAGUGAUGGCCUGAAAAAGACGGCAGGGAAGAAGAAUGUUAGAAGGCCGCCUGUAUUGUGCCCGAAGCGUGUUCUACGCAAGCAGACAGAGAAGAUUGCUCAGAAGGAGAAGCUGGAUGCACUUAACCACCAGUGGGGGAUUGACCAAGCGAGGGGAAGUGGCAGCAGGGAAGGGAAUGCCGUGGAGGUUGGAAGAUCUAGCAGGAAGGUGUCAUUCCAGUCCGCAGUGGAAGUCUGUGAUUCUCCAGCAGGGCCCCAGCCAGAUGAGGACAGUUGCUCGCUGACUCCAUCCAGAGGUCCGUCUCAGAGAGCUACGCAGGGCGGAAACCAGAGGCCAAGACGCCGGAUAAUGGGGGCGGAUUCCAGUCCGGGCAGACAGACAGCAGAUGGGGCACAUUCGGACCCCUCCUGCCAAACGCCCAGAAGAGGCAGACCUCGCACUGAGGAGCGUGCCCAAGGGACCCCAAAGAAGCCCAGGCUGUCCCCUGGUCCAGGGGCACGGUGUGGAGAAAAAGACCCAGCCCGUGCGGCUCCAAUCGCCAGCCCUGCCGCCAAAGCAUGCUACCGAAGGCUCGGAGAACAGCAGCCCGAAUCUUCUACCUCCCCGCGAACUCCACCUCUCCUCAAGAGGAACCACAAGGGGGAGACUCCUCUGCACCUGGCCGCCAUGAAGGGGGACAUCAAGGCGGUUGAAGAGCUUCUGGAGCGUGGGGCAGAUCCCAAUCUGAAGGACCAUGCUGGCUGGACUCCCCUGCAUGAGGCGUGUAAUCUUGGGCACCUGGAUGUUGUGGCAGUGCUGCUCCAGCAGGGGGCGCUGAUGAAUGCCCCUGGCUACCAGAAUGACUCGCCUCUACACGACGCAGUGCAAAAUGGCCAUGUGGAUGUGGUCAGGCUUCUCCUGGAGUACGGGGCCUCACAAAGUGUGCUGAACAUGUUUGGGCUCCGCCCUGUGGACUGUGCCAAGACGGAGGAAAUGCGGGCAAUCCUUCAAAAGGACCACAAAGACCCCACCCCUCCCUGCUCUCCCCUCAGCUCCCCGGGCGGCUUGCGGAAGGUUGGGGGUCUUUCGCAGAGGGAGGGGACUAUCAGGCUGCUGGGCAGCCGGCUAACCAAGCCCCUGCAGAACCAGCUGACCGACCUGGCCAGGCUUCUCGGAGGCCAGCAUGUGGACACCUUCUCCAGCACCGUGAGUCACGUCAUCGUGCCGGACAGCACCAUGCCCACAACCAUGUCCUGCUUCCACGGGCUCCUCAACGGCUGCUGGAUGCUGAGUUUCAAAUGGGUGACGGCGUGCCUCGAGGCGAAGGGAUGGAUGGAGGAGAACGAGUACGAGUUGGGAGGAGGGCCACUGAGGAGCCGUAUGAACAGAGCCAGUCUGCUCCCCCCACUCUUUGAUGGCUGCUUCUUCUUCUUCUUGGGCUCUUUCCAAAACCCUGCAAAAGAGGAGCUGCUCCAGCUGGUAAAGGAGGGAGGCGGGCAGGUUCUCACCCGUAAGCCGAAGCCGGACAGCGACGUGACACAGACUCUAAGUGCAGCUGCGUACCAUGCCCCAUCGGGCUCAGACCAGGCUCUCUGCACCCAGUAUGUCCUCUACGACCCCCAGGGUGCCUACAGGCCUCCCCAGCUACGCUUAGGCAAAGUCUGGUCUGCCCCGUCCUCCUGGCUGCUAGACUGUGUCUCUGCUUUUCAGCUGUUACCAGUGCCUGAACCCAAAUCCUAGGCAGUAAAUGCCUUUAUUCCUCUGCUAUCUUCAGUUUGCCCCCAAAGAGUACCGUCUCUCUGCCUUCAGUCACUUCCCACCCAGAAUAUAGCCAACGGGAGAGUAGAACUGGCUGAUCUUACCAGCCGUCAUAUGCAUUCCCUUGAUAUUCCACACUGACCUCCUCCUUCCACUUCUGGCACAAGUAUAUUUUGAACACCUGUACCAAAAGAAAUGUUGUUUUAUCUCUGCUGAUGCGGGCCUGUAAUUCAUUUUUUUUUUUGUUUUUCUCAUGUGGAUUGUAUCGGAGGAAAAGGUCUGGUGUGAUGCUCGAUUUUUACAGACGGGGUGGAGAACAACAGGCGCAAAUUAACUCGGAGAAUUUUUGCCUCUGAGUUUUUUUGUCAUCUAAGUGCAUACGUCGUCACUUCUUAUGUCUUUCAGUGAUGACAAAUCAUAGAUAUUAAGGCACUCUCUGGCUUUGAAAUAACUGGAAAAUAACUACAAUUGAGACCACGAUCGAAGGUUAUUAUUGAGAUAUCCUUACAGUACUCCAGAAGGCAGAAAAAAGUCCUGUAACUGCUUUUUAUCGAUGGUUUAAACAUCAGUGUUGCUUAUUUUAUUUUACCUUUUCUUCUGGUCUGUUUUCUUCUGUACACUCUGGAUACAAGCUUGAGGGAAAGUGAAGAAGAAACAUUGAAAAUAUAUGGCUGCUAUUGAACAUUUCAGAAGGUCACUUACUUGCAGUCCUAUCUCAACUUUCACUUUCUAAAUAAAUUAAUUCCAAUGUCA